CUGAUUAGUCUUGAGUGAUGUAAUUAUUUUGAGUUGCAGAGUGUUAGUACUGGAGCUGAAGAGAAGAAAUUUGCAAAACACAAAUCUGGUCAUUUGUUCUUCAAUUGACCCUGCUUCAUAUUGACUUCUUGGGACUAAAGGAGAUUGUUUAGCCUGUAACUCAGAGGCAUUGCUUUAUGAUGAGUCACUGAGACUUCUGUGUGUAUGGCAGCAGCAGUCCAGAAUGGUGAAGAAAUGCAGGACCCCAUGGAUGAAUAUUCCACACCAGCCGUGAUGGGCCAGGCAGCAGUGAGUUCAGGACAGUGCUCAAACAAUCCAGAAGCCAUUAAAGACAUCCUGAUCUCUGUGCUGGAAACCUUUGAUGGCUUCAGUCCACUUUCUACAGAGAACUAUACGGCGAAUGCAAGGCUUUCUUCAUUGACUGUGUUCCAAGAUAGAGAUGCAGAGAAGAUUUGGGACAGUCACAGUGAAGAUAAUGAUCAGCAGCAAGGUGUUGGGAUUCCGAUGACAGCCUCCAAAGAUGGUUCAUGCAGCAGCAACUUAUCGCUGUCUCUCUCACCUGAAAAGUCCUCUAGCCUAGUAUUUAAUCCCUUCAGUAAACUUUUCUCCUCUGUAGCUUCCAGGUGCAUGAGUGUCACUGGGGUGUCACCUGUGCUGUCUAAGGUCAAUUCACCAUAUUAUGAACGCUCUCAAUCUGAUCCAAUCAUCCAUUCAGAGAAAGCACGGUGUUGCCUGAAUAACAGACCAGAAACUAUUGUGUAUACAAGUUAUCUCUCCAAUCCUAGUUUCAGUGCAAGCAGGGCUCAGGAAAGGGAGAACACACACCUUGUUGUUGCUGAUAUGGUAAUCGCUGCACUAGAGAACGUGAAAAGCAAUAUGUAUGAAGAAGCAGAGCUUGUGGAAGAUAGCCUGACCAUUAUCCACACACCAGUAGAUGACAUGGGCACUUUUAUUAAAAAGGAGGCACAUUCUGACUCCGUGAACUCUGUUGAUAGUGGUUAUGAAUGUGGCUCUACAACCCAGUUGGAUGAUUCCUCUGAUGUUGGCUCCAAAUUCCUAUGUGAAGACAGACAAAAUGGUGAUGAUGCUGCUGUUGGUGGUGCUGGUGACGAUGAUGAUUAUGAUGAUUUUGUGAUAAUAGAAUUUGAUGACCUGGUUUUUGGUUCUGAUGGCCCCUUAAAGUCGAUAGAAAGACACUGUUUAUCUGCUGAAUAUUUGGCUCGCCGACUAUUUAAAUCGUUCAGGACAAUAUGGUUGCCCCCGGAGACUGAAGUACAUCACCUUGACAUGGUGGAGAAGGUGCUGGAUAAAUUUCUCCCACUGAAGGACACUUUGCCUGGUGCUGAAGAAUCAGUGGAUCUGACAGCAGACUUCAAAUUAAACUCCCGAUUGAGGGGAACUACAGACUGGGCCCCACCUCGCUUUCAAAUUCUCUUCUUCAUUCAUGCACCACAGAGGAGAGAAAUGGUUAUAGCUGCUCAGAAUUCAAUGUGUGCUGGUUGUGGAACUCCAAUCGAACAGAAAUACAUCAAAAAGCUCCGUUACUGUGAGUACUUGGGGAAGUACUUCUGUGAAUGCUGUCACCACAAUGAGGAAUCUCCAAUUCCUGGUCGAAUCCUAAUGAAGUGGGAUUUCAGCAAGCAACCUGUCUGCCAUUUCUCCAAACAGCUGUUGGAAAGUAUAUGGCACGAUCCACUAUUCAAUAUAUUCUACAUCAACAAGUCCCUUUACAACAAAGUAAAAGAACUGAGAAAGGCCAAGGAAAUUCAAGAACAGUUGAUUCAGAUCAAAAAGCUGCUAAGAACCUGCAGAUUGGCUGAAAGAGCAAUGGUUGAGUUCUGGCAGAUAUGUUCCCAUCUGACUGAGGAGCUGCACCUUUACUCACUCAAUGAUCUGAUGAUGGUGAAACGAGGCCUGCUGGUUCCAGGCCUGAAAGAUAUCCUGAAGAAUGUCCUUGCACACGUGGAAAGUUGUGAGUUGUGUCUGGCCAAGGGUUUCAUCUGUGAAUUUUGCAAGAGUAGAGAUAUUCUCUUCCCCUUUCAGACUGACCAAUGCAAACGAUGUUGUGUAUGCAAAGCGUGCUUUCAUAAAGAGUGCUUCAAAACUGAACAGUGUCCAAAGUGUGCACGGAUUCGGGCACGGAAGGAACUACUCUUGGCUUUCCAGCAGUCAACAGAUUAAGCAACAUGCCAGAUGUCGAGGUGGAAAUCCACUUGGGAUGAGCAGAUUUCAGUUUUAAAAAGCACAAAUGUGAUGCCAGUUUCCAUUUUUAAAGUCAAACAAAGUAAUGACGUCUGGCACGUCACUAGUUUGUUUUUUCGAAAUGUCUAUGAAUAAAUGCAAAAUUUCUUAGGUACUUUAGCUUCACAUAGUGACAUCAUGGUAACCAUACCCUAUAUUACAAGUAUUUAGUUUUUCAGUACUAGGGGAAGCUUAUUUUGUUAUCAACUGAAAAUGAAAAUUAGAUUAAAUUAACAUGAACCAUAAAGAUAUUUCCAGAAGUCUAAGGAAUUUACCCUUCUAAUUUUUUUGUAAAGUUAGCGCUUAAGAUAAGGUUUUAUUUUUUUUACUUUGUGUAGAAGCUUUAGAACCUUCAUUUAAAAGAAAAAAAAAUUGGAUGUUACAAUGUUAGGAGAGCAUUUCAAACAUUGUUGUGAAGCAGAAGUAUUUAUUUAAAUUCCAGUUUAGGUAUUCUGCUCUCCUUUUCCAAGCAGGUAAUUUUUUCAGUGGGGGAGAAAAAGAUAAAAAUUGCCCAAAGAAAAGCACUGGAAAGGUAAAAAGCCACCAUUGUCCUUCCCAACAAAAAAAAUUUAUCUAAAUUCAAAACGUAAAAUAUCAGCCAGUUAUCACUACUCAGGUGUCCUUAAUUAUUCGAUGCUUAAAAUGUUGCUAACAUGGCUGGUUCUCCUACUGUAUUAAUCUUGUUCUUAUGGACCUCCAUACUGGGGGGAAUGUCAGGGUUAAGAGCCAAAAGUUCCUUUUGGCACCAGUUAACACCAUUGGUGUCAUUAGAGCACUUGCAUUCUUCUGCACUGAAAUUUAAAAGGGUUUGUAUAGAGUCUCUCCGUUGCUCAACUGUUGCUUCAACUUGUGUAAUUGAGAUAUGUUUGAAAUAUAAGGUGUUCUUUUUCUCAAAUCUUAAUUUAUUUUCUAAAUAUUUAUGGAAAUAUGAAAGUUGAAAUGUACUUUCAUCCCUCCCCUCGCCUUGAAACUGAUCAUGUGCUCCAAAAGGCACACUAUCCUUUUGAAAGUUUACACUAGUCAAGUUUGCAUUCAAUUUGGAUUGGAUAUGCUGAUUUCCUGUUUAGGCUAUAGAAAAACUGAAAGAACUGUAGUUUCAAACCUUGGACCUGUAAAUGUGUAUAGGAUUCUUGUUUAUGUGGAAAAAUGUAAACUCAAACUUUUAAAGAUAUUGAAAUGUAUUUUAAGGAAACAAUAUGAAAACCAUGUGUAAAUGUAAAAUGCAGCAUAACUGCAUUUUGUAAGACCAUAUGUUCUUAUUGUCCACUUCUUUAAAAAAAAAAUUCUUUUGCAGACACAUUAAAAUCAGAACUAAUGCUGUUAACAAUACCUUGGGCUUGACUGAAGCAUUGGGUCUGUAUUUCUUGAAGUUAAAGGGCAAUAGCCUUACCAAAAAAAUUUACCAACCAUUUCUAUUGGAAGGUGGGGAUUCUUUUUGAAAGAGAAUGUUACUUUGGGGAAAUUUCAAUGCAAAAAAAAACUUUGUCACUCUGAAAUAGGACUGUUUGUGCUUUUAAACAAAGUAACCUUGAAAUUCUGUUUUGUGAAUUUUAACUGCAAAUAUUUAUGAAAUUGCUUUAUCCCACCAUUUUAAUGGGGACAUUGAGUUGUUUAAAAUGGGUUGGUUCCCCAUUUUAAAAAGGCAGAAUAGAGGAAUUUUAUUUGAGCAUAUUAAAUAUUUGUAAACUAAUAUUUCCACAGCAUGAUUUCAAGGUUUUUUUUAGACAAUGGUUUGGUAGAUCAGUGCUUCAUGCAAAAAUAUUUGCCAUUGUCACCCCCAUACUUCUAUCUGCUGUUGACUGACUCUGGUCUCAUCUUUACCAGAGUUCAAUAUGAUGGCCUCAGUACCACAUAGUGCAGUUAAGGAAAAAUAUGAAUUAUGCUGUGAUUACUUUAUCUCUGUACUCUUUCCCUCCAUUUGCAAAUUAGUUUUGUCCAAUAAGAUGAAUGCAAUGAUUGGACUGCGUUUCAUUACAUUUGAGUUCUGUAUACAUUUCCCUUAGACGUGGGUCACAUUUUGAUGUGCAUGACUUCUUUUGAAGCAUUACCUAAUUUUGCAACAAUUUUUAAUUUACAGAACUCAAUGACCAUUUUUGGAAACUGAUCUUCUCCAUAACCAUUUUUGAAACUUCUUCCCCAUAGUCAAAUCCAAAUAGUAGACAAUUUGACACCAGCACAUAUGGUAUCUGUGUGAGACUAUUUCCCAAAUGAAUAACUGGGGGAAGGGCCAAAGCAGAUGCAAAAGAUAGAUUUUACCACCAGUAAAGCUAGUGGCCAGUUUUAUAUCUGCCUUAUUUUCUUGGUGUGAAAUGAAUUCUUCAGGUGGCCUCCAUAAUUGGUAUGAAUCCAACUAUCAUUUCAGCCAAUAUAUCAUGUUAUCAAAAUGAAGACUUGUAAAACAAUUUCCUUGCAUACAGCAGCCCUUUAAAAUGUCUUUUUAUCAGGGCAGGAAGUAUUUCCUCUUCACUUGAGCUAUGUGCAAGCACCUUCCACGUGGGUAUUCUUGCCACAAAAGGUCAUUUUGGAUGUGAUCUGGUCUGUUCUUGGCUGUUCUAGUGAGUAAAGAUUGGAAUCUUUCAGUCCUGAAUGCUGUUUACAGUGCAAAAUGGAAGCCCGUAAUAAACUUUUUUUCUUUGCAAAUGGCAAUCCUGUACUGGGACCAGCAUUCAAGAGUUAGGAAAACUUGCUAGAACAGCAAUUGUCUGUGGAUUGAAGAACAAGUAUAGAAUCUUGCAAAACCAAGGUAGGAGACCUAAAUGUGGCAGCAGUGUGAAAUACUCUGAAAAGAAAAAUACUGCAACUUUACCCUCCAUUGAGUGAUAUUUGACUAUGGUGCUGGCUGCACUACAUUGACAGCACUGUGCCAUCUAUUUUGCUUGAUGCCAUAAAGAUGUCUUAUUUUCUGUCUUUGUUUUAUGUGCCAUUUCUUUUGUUGGGAGAGCAACUGGAGGAGUAGUAGUGAUAAAUAACACUUGGAAUUGAAGACACCAAUCCAUAUUCUCCCAUUCUCAAACUGAAAAACAAAACAUGAUCAAGUUCCUACUUUUGGGUUUGUUGACAAACUUAAUAUUCAGAGCAAAUGUUUUGGUUGGGUUAGUUUCCAUGAUGAUACAGGGAUAAAUGUGCAUGUGGUAGUGCUGAGCCAUUGCAACCAUCUUGGGAGGAAGUGUGAAACAUUGUGAGGGGGGAGGGGUGAAGAGGGAAGGGGAAAACUUUUCCUGCUGGAAGCUUACAAUAAUGCAUAGAACUACUUUAUUAAACGAUCCUUGGAUGCCUUGCAUGGGAGUUGGGAGAAUGUUUAAAGGCACAUAGUACAAUACUCAGCCAAACAAACCAAUGUUUCAGAAUAAGCUUGCUGCUGCUUCAGAAGAACAAUGAAAAGAUCACUAAAAAUGGGCCUGGACUCGAGAUUCCAAGUCAUUACCUAGUGACCUAUUUUUUAAAAAAUGACUCUGGAUAUAAAGUGAGGAUAGAUUGGUCAUAACUGUGCUAAGCCCUUCCCAAUGUGGUUGAAUUGCUGCCCAGAGUUGCACAUUAUACUUUGGCCCCGGCAGUAAUCUGUAGAACUGUGUGCCAAUUUGAAUCCCUAUCGUCAGGAAGAGGAAAUAUUUAUGGAGAUUUGCAUCACGUAAUAAGAUGUAUUAACAUUUUUAGUUCGGUGGAGGGAGGGGGGGUGGAGGAGGAAAGAAUAUUUUACAAUGAAUGUUCCCAAGAUUAAUAUUACUCUAAGCUAUCUUUGGAACAAAAUAAAAUGCAAUUUUUAAAAUCGCAGUUUAUUGUAUAUUGUGAACAAGCUCCUUUUUUAUUCUACAUUGAGGCCCUGGUAUUUAUGUGCUUGAAGAAAGUGACGUGAUUUUGGGCACAACUAUUUUUGAGUAUAAUCUUCUUGCACUUGUAUUUUCAAAUUCAUUGAACAAAUGUGUUUUUUCCCCUGUGUAUGAGCGGUACAAUAAAAUGAGGCUUUG
This is a messenger RNA of Carcharodon carcharias (great white shark), 6206 nucleotides long. RefSeq names its product rubicon like autophagy enhancer (gene rubcnl). The transcript has 15 exons. Gene Ontology annotation, molecular function: phosphatidylinositol phosphate binding. Gene Ontology annotation, biological process: autophagosome-endosome fusion; autophagosome maturation; autophagosome-lysosome fusion. The coding region runs from base 205 to 2181 and encodes 658 amino acids. NCBI's taxonomy places the organism in Eukaryota, Metazoa, Chordata, Chondrichthyes, Lamniformes, Lamnidae. Gene Ontology annotation, cellular component: autophagosome membrane; intracellular membrane-bounded organelle. The record is from RefSeq and is a predicted model, not a curated record.